AUGGCAGUUUCUGUGGCUAUGCACCUCUUGGCGUUGGUGCAUCGACGGCGAGUAGCACGGACCCUCGCGGUCACGCUGCUACUGAUUGUGGCUUCUACGUUUCUGCGGCUUCGGCGCCGGCUCCGAGGUGCGAGCACCCUGCCACGGCUUCUCAAGAUCCGUGCGCCACAGGUCUAUGCGGAAGGUACAGCGAGUACCGAAGUUGCGGCCACCAAUGGAAGUGAAGUGACCGCCAACAAGCCAGCCACCCCACCCGCAGCUACGUGCGCAGUGCACGAUUUCGCCAUUUUCAACGUGGGUGAGAACGUCUUGUAUCCUGGUGGUGAGUGGGGUACAGUGGUUGGUAUCGAUGCAGAUGGCGACUUGGAGGUCGUGACUCGAAGCGGCCGAAAGGCCACCUGGUAUGGGCCAAAAUGCUCGAAGACACUGAGCAAAGGCAACCGAGUCAGAUACAGCUGCGGCGAAGUCGCAGAACUUCAGGGUUUUGAUGCAGAUGGUGACCUCUUGGUCAAAAAGAGUGAUGGCAAGAUGGCUUCUUGGUACCUCGCUCACACCGAGAGGCUGUUGAGUGCAGGGGAUAGCGUCAAAUACGUUUGUGGCGAGGUGGCGAGCGUCGUGGGCUUCGAUGCCGAUGGCGACGUGAUUGUCCUCAAGCAGGAUGGCCGCAAAGCAACCUGGUUUGCGCACAAGUGCAUGUGA
Molecule: messenger RNA, 699 nt
Organism: Symbiodinium natans
Lineage: Eukaryota; Dinophyceae; Suessiales; Symbiodiniaceae
Source: the annotation of a GenBank genome assembly